AUGGAGGAGGAGAGGAUGACGAUGACGGAGACGAUCUUGAGUCUCACUAUGGAGAUCAUCUACCUGCUGCUUGGAGAGGAAUUCUCAAUAGUGAAGAGGACAUCUGACAAUCAUGUGACCCUCGGUAGCCAAGCCCGUGCGUCAGAAGGAUGGAACAGGGGCCAGGCCCCCACUAUGGAGCCUUCUCCCGAGAGGGAUGACAAGAAGAUUCUGGAGGUCAUCAACAAGAUCAUCAUGGUUCUGACAGGAGAGGUUCCUCUCCGGUGUCAGGACGUCGCCGUCUAUUUCUCCAUGGAGGAGUGGGACUAUUUAGAAGGACACAAGGAUCUGUCUGAGGACAUCAUGAUAGAGAAUCUUCACCUCUUCACAUGGCCAGACGGCCAACACAACAGCCCUAACAUCGAGGAAGUCCUGAUCACUUCUGACAUAGAAGACGAUGACAUCACCUCCAAUUCCUCAGACGGAACCCCCAUCACCCCGUAUUUCCAUCCGGGAACUUCACAGUGAGGAUCUGUCAUCGGAUCCCUCCAUCCCUGGGGGGUUUUUAUCCCGAUUCCGCACCCCCCACCACCUAUCCUACGGCUCGUACUGAUGAAGGUUUCGCCGAGAAAGCCGAAGUCGCGCCUCCGCAGAGAGUCCGCACCAUGCAGAAGCUCCAUCCUUGUCCCGAGUGUGGGAAAUGUUUUCCCUGCAGCUCAAGCCUGACCAGACACGAGAGGGUCCACACCGGGGAGAAGCCGUAUUCCUGUCCCGAAUGUGGGAAACGAUUCCCCCAAAAGUCGGCUCUCAUCAGACACGAAAGCAUUCACACGUCAACGGGUGAGAAGCCGUAUUCCUGCCUCAGGUGCCAAAAAAGCUUUUCCCGUAAAUCUGCUCUUCUCAUACAUGAGAUCGUCCACACGGGGGAGAAGCCCUAUUUGUGUUUCAAGUGCGGGAAAUGUUUCCCCCGUAAAUCGGAUCUUGUCAUUCACGAGCGAGUUCACACGAAGGAUAAGCUGUACACGUGUUCCGAGUGCGGGAAAUGUUUCUCCCAGAAAUCUGAACUGAUUAAACACAAAAGAGUCCACACGGGGGAGAAGCCAUAUAUGUGCUCAGAGUGCGGGAAGUGUUUUUCUCAGAAAUCCAUCCUUAACAGACACAAAAGAGUUCACACGGGAGAGAAGCCGUUUUCGUGCUCGGAGUGCAGCAAAUGCUUUUCCCGCAAAUCGUAUCUCAUGGUGCACAAGAGGGUGCACACGGGGGAGAAGCCGUAUUCCUGCCCAGAGUGCGGGAAAUGUUUUUCUCACAAAAUGGCUCUUAACAGGCACGAAAGCAUCCACACGGGGGACAAGUCAUAUUCGUGUUCUGAGUGCGGGAAAUGUUUUACCCAGAAA
Molecule: messenger RNA, 1373 nt
Organism: Staurois parvus
Lineage: Eukaryota; Metazoa; Chordata; Amphibia; Anura; Ranidae
Source: the annotation of a GenBank genome assembly